CCCAUGACGACAGCACGAAAGCUACUGAAGAAGCCCUCUCCCACAACACUCCCCUCCCUCCUCCGCUCCUCCUCCUCCUCCUCCUCCUCCUCUUCUCACCAUGCUCCCACCUCCUCAUCCUCUCGUCCCCACUCCGUUCACGACUCCGUCGACGCCGCGCUCCGCUCCCUCCUCUCCCCCCCCUCCCCCUCCCACCGCUCCCAAGCCCUCGCCCUCCUCCGCUCCACGCUCCUCCCCAAUCCCCCCUCGCGCCCCGACCCCUCUAUCGUCUCCAUCAUCUUCUCCACCCUCUCCGAUCCCUCCCUCCCCUUCGACGACGACGACGACGACGCCGCGUUCCGGCUCCUUCUCGACAUGGCCAAUCGCGGCGCGUUCCCACCCGACACCUUCCGCCUCACCCAGCUCGUCAACAAGCUCUGCCGCAGCGGCGUCGGCGGCGCCGCCAAGGGUUGGGACUUCCUCCGCGCCGUCACGGGCGCGGGCGGCGCCGUCGAAGCCCCCGCGUUCGACGCUCUCCUCGCCGGCCUCGCGAGGGACCGCGAUUUCCCCAAAAUGAAACAACUUUUCUCCGAAAUGUUGAACGCGGGCGUGCGCCCGAAUGUAGUCACGUACGCGAUUCUCGUCAACCACCUGUGCAAAUCUCGCCGCGUCGAUGAUGCGCUCCAGGUGCUUUACGUAAUGUCGAGCCCGGAAUCGGGCGUUGCGCCCGACACUGUCACGUUCAACACCGUCAUUGACGGGUUGUGCAAAGUGGGCCGGCUCGAAGACGGGCUCGCGUUGCUAGAUCGGAUGAGAACCCGCCAAGGGUGCGCGCCCAACACCGUCACUUACAAUAGCUUGAUUGAUGGGUUCUGUAAGGUUGGGGAUAUUGAUAUGGCUCAUGAGCUAAUGAACCGGAUGGAGCAUGGCGGAGUCCCUCCGAGUGUUGUUACACUUAACACACUCUUGUCGGGGAUGUGCAGGACCGGCCGGAUCGGCGGUGCCCUCGAAUUCCUCAAACAGAAGCGGCUCGCAUCAGCUGAGGUCAAACCCAACGCCGCGAGUUAUAGCAUUCUGAUUGGGGCUUUUCUCCACUCCAAUAAUGUGGGAAGAGCCAUGGAACUGUUUGAUGAAAUGGUUGAGAACGGGCAUUCACCGGACUCAGUUACGUACUUUACCAUUAUAUCUGGAUUAGCCCAAGUGGGGAAAUUGGAUGAUGCGUGUUCUGUCGCUUCAUCAAUGAGAACGGCCGGUUUCAAGCUCGAUACUAAGAGCUACAAUAUUCUGAUCAGUGGGUUCUGCAAGAAGAAAAGAUUAGAUGAUGCGCAUCAAGUGCUUGCUGAAAUGACUAAAGCCGGUCUUCGGCCCGAUGUGUUCACAUAUAACUCUUUGUUGGCUGCUCUGUGCAAGGCCGGGGAUUUCCCUGCUGUGAGUGAAUUCUUAAGAAAGAUGAUCGAUGAUGGUUGUCGGCCUUCCGUGGUCACUUAUGGCACUUUGAUACAUGGAUACUGUAAAGCUGGUAAUCUCGAAGAGGCACUGAAGAUAUUUGAAAACAUGGCUGAGUUUAAGGUGGAACAGAAUACGGUUAUAUACAAUAGCCUCAUCGAUUCUCUUUGCAAGAACGGGAACAUGGAUAUGGCCAUCUCCCUAAUGUAUGAGAUGCGGGAGAAGAGAGUUAGUCUGAAUGUUAUCACAUACAAUGCAUUGUUUAAGGGCCUCCGGGAGCGAAACAUGGCGGAUAAAGCCUUUGAAUUGAUGGAUCGGAUGAGAGAAGAGAGGUGCAGCCCUAAUUUUGUGACUAUGGAUAUUCUCACAGAAUGGCUUUCGGCAAUUGGCGAGACAGAGAGGCUGAGGUGUUUUGUGCAGGGAUAGGAGGCUACCGUCUCAGACAGGCAGUUAUUUGAAUGGAAAGGCUCUUGCAAUGGAGAUUCUGCAGUUUUUGAUGUAUUCACGGAGGGAAGAGUGGCCGAAAAAUGACUGGAACAAUGACGCUGGUUCUCUUCUUUGAAUGUAGGAAACGAGAAAUGUACAUCCUCUUCCGAAUAUCUUGUGACAAGGAUUAACAGAAGAGACUGGGAGCUGCUUCGUUGCUUUCUAUGUACAUCGACGAUAAAAGGUCCAUGCGCAUCAUACAAUUGGGGAAAAAAGAAAAAACAAGAUUGGUGUGGCACAGAGAACUUAGUGGCGGUCGUAUGGAUCAAAGAGACUUCAUUUGACUGUAUAUAAACCUAGGCGAGAUCGGAAUACGGUAUAAUACAGAGUUAAAUUGUUCUCUUUUUUUUUCGUUUUAGCAGAGAUUUCUAAUUUUUAGCAUGGUACAUCUUGUUCUACACUCCGAGUUGUGUCGAAAAUGAUUGCUUCCUUCAGUUAGUGCAAGUCCUAUUGUAAACAUUAUUCAUUUCUUUCACCAGAAAAUGUAUGAACAAGCAGCUUCUCGCGACUGCACUUUUUAGAGCUAGCGAUGCAGAAAUAGUUUGUUUGUACUCAAGUGUAAUUGGAGUACAGUGUAAUUGGAAUACAACCAUAUUAAUAAAUCAGGAAUGAAUGUUAAUAGCUAUCUUAUA
This is a messenger RNA of Ananas comosus (pineapple), 2543 nucleotides long. RefSeq names its product pentatricopeptide repeat-containing protein At3g61520, mitochondrial-like. The record is from RefSeq and is a predicted model, not a curated record. Gene Ontology annotation, molecular function: protein binding. NCBI's taxonomy places the organism in Eukaryota, Viridiplantae, Streptophyta, Magnoliopsida, Poales, Bromeliaceae. The transcript has 2 exons. The coding region runs from base 4 to 1851 and encodes 615 amino acids.